AACUUAUUGUCUGCAUCGCACAACUUAAAAUAAUGGAAAUUAAAACACGCAAAAAGUCACUCAGAAAAGAACUGAAUAUUGUAGUGAAUUCACUGCCGCAAGAAGAAAUAAAGAGGCAAUCCAAAAUAUUGUCACAACAGGUUUUACAACAUCCUCAGUACAUAGAUGCCAGAUCAGUCUCAAUUUAUCUAAGUUUUGACAAGGAGAUUCAAACUGCAGAAAUACUGGAAGACAUCUUCAGAUCUGGAAAGACCUGCUUCAUUCCCAGAUUCUGUGUUGGAACAUCUGAAAUGGAAAUGAUAAAACUUCAUUCCUUGGACGAUUAUGACAAUCUGCCAAUGAACAAAUGGAAUAUAAAACAACCGCCUGAUGAUGAUAAUGAAAGGAUUAGCAUCUUUGACACAGAAAAUCUGGAUUUGGUUCUGAUACCCGGCCUAGCAUUCACCAAAAAUGGUAAGCGUCUCGGACGAGGAAAAGGAUAUUAUGAUCGCUUUCUUGCUAAAUGCUUCAGAAAAUUUAAGACACGUCCAUUCACACUGGGUCUUGCAUUCAGAGAACAAAUUGUAUCAGCUAUCCCAACAACUGACACAGAUGUAAUCAUUGACCAAGUUCUGUGUAUAGACGACUGAGCCACCCACGGUUUCUCCUAAGUGGCUGUACAAAUGAGCCUGCCACAUAUCACACACCUGUUUAUAUUCAGAUUAACAACCAUCUAGAACUUGGAGGAAGUGAAUGUGAAAUGCUGGAACCACAGACUAAAUGCAGGCAUCACAAAUGCAUUAGUUAAAAUUGUUUCCUUUUCCUGACUGAGGAAGAAAAAGGUGACAAUACUUUGAGGUUAAGACCGACAAUUUUAAUAUAUUUGAAAACUUUUCAUAUUUUUAAAGAAAAUAUAUCAGGACUCUGUACAGUGCAUACUACCAUCAAAAAAAGUGCUGGUUAAAAUGAAAAUUCACUGUAAUGAAACCAUAUUCUGUCAUAUCUACUCACAUUUAUAACCAUUACUUAAAGCAUUAUUCAACUCUAUUGCAACAUUAUCAACACAGAAUUAUAACUAUUACUUAAUACUCUAUUUGAAACUCCUGCUUAUCCACUCCCAAUAACCUGUAUUCAACUUGCUGUUUGACUCUGCUGCAGCCUGAUACACUCACAUCAAUAAAAAUUACCAAAGGACUGCUGCACUCGUCCACAUAUAAUGACAACCUUACUUAACAUGCUGUUCAACACUACUACAGCAUUAUUCAUUCAGAGAUGAAAUGAAAAUUGAAUACAAAUUCAUGUCAGUAUGAAUCACACAGCAUUUAACUGUGACAGUUCUUGGCCUUAACAUUUUUAUGCUCCUAUCAAGAAUAAAUGGUAGCUCUCAGCCAAAGGCAAGCUGUUACUGGCUGGUUUUUGGGGACUUUCUAAUAUAUAUCAAGUGGUAUGCUUAGUAGAGUUGAGCCUUCACAUUAUAUUAUAAGAGUUAGGUAUUAUGAACAAAUCUGUUGAGAAACUCCAAGUUACAUCCAUCACACUGCAAACUUACACAUUCCUGUUACAGACAGUUUUAAUCGUUAAUUUGCUACAAACACAGCCACUUACUUUCUUUAUACUCUCUAAUACUUUCUUAAUACUGCAUUGAAAUCAAUAAAUAUCACUGUCAUGAACAGGUUCCACUGUGUUUCUUUUGCACUUUAUCACAGAUACUUCCAGAAUAUAAGUACUUAAAGAAAUAAUUUUGUUAAAAAUGUGUACAUCAUACAUAAUAUUCUGAAAUAAAGUGGAAUGUAUAAAUCA
This is a messenger RNA of Zootermopsis nevadensis, 1779 nucleotides long. RefSeq names its product 5-formyltetrahydrofolate cyclo-ligase. The record is from RefSeq and is a predicted model, not a curated record. Gene Ontology annotation, molecular function: 5-formyltetrahydrofolate cyclo-ligase activity. Gene Ontology annotation, biological process: folic acid-containing compound biosynthetic process; tetrahydrofolate interconversion. Lineage: Eukaryota; Metazoa; Arthropoda; Insecta; Blattodea; Termopsidae. Gene Ontology annotation, cellular component: mitochondrion.